Molecule: messenger RNA, 5176 nt
Organism: Rhopilema esculentum
Lineage: Eukaryota; Metazoa; Cnidaria; Scyphozoa; Rhizostomeae; Rhizostomatidae
Source: RefSeq, a predicted model, not a curated record
UAGGAGUAGGAAGUGAGGAUCUGGUCAGGAAAAAAACAAGGUUGAAAGAUUUAAAGAAUGAGGCUUUCCUUUUUGGUACCUUUCAUUUUUUGCCAUCAAUUGGUACCUUUCAUUGGAGCCACUGUUCCUUCAGAGUAUGUCUAUAGAAAUACCCUAUAUAUCGUAAGAAACCGUUGGUCAUAUUCUUAUCUCAUCACUGGAUUUUUCAACAUCAGGUCACUUGAUGCUGAAUACCCUAAUUAUCGUGAAGGGAUCGUGAUGUUGGAGGCCAUGCGUUUUGCACUCCAAAGAAUACAGCGCCUUACCGGAAUCGAAGUCGGUUACUAUAUUUUUGAUUGCAUUGAUUCGUCUCCUCCUAUGGUCUUGCCUGGAUAUCCAUUUGUGAGCGGUCUUUACUCUUGGCAAGCCAUAAGGUAUUUGCAGUAUCAACACCAGCUAGUGGCGACACCUUUGCCAUUUAUGAAUGUUGAAUCUUGGGGGACAGAAGGAAACUUCAACUUAUCUAAAUCUGCUUUUAUGGACAGUAACGAUCUCAAUUCUGGUGGCCAACAAGGAAAAAUUGCGAUAAAAAAAAUGAUUGAUAUUCUGAGAGCAAAUUUUUAUGCCACCGUCCCACCUGAGCAAAUGGAGAUAAAAGCAAUCGUUGACAUCCUAAUUAAACUGAACUUAACGUACAUUUCUGUCGUAGGUUCAAAUGAUCUAGAAACACAAAAUACGGUAGAAACCUUCGUUGAUUGGUCUUUGCAGCGAGAUGUAUGCCUGUUCAUAAAAGUUUGGAUAUCUAAAAGCCCAAGUGAGCCGGAAUGUAGAAAGAUUCUCGAUGAUUUGAGAAAAGAUAAAAGAGCAAACGUUGUCAUAUUAUUCACGAGUUAUCGAGAGACAAUGUGCCUUAUGAAAAGUGGGAUAUACGCAAGAAGAUUGACUUUUAUAUCCGGUAGCAAAUCAAGGCUGCAAACAAAAGUCAGGGAGCUGCGUUCCCUAAAUGACGUAACCAAAGGGUUGCUCAUUUUGCAACAGGCAGACACUUAUGACGAGGAAUUUGCCAGUUAUUUCAUGAGUUUGAAACUUGCAACAAAUUCUUAUACAUGGUUUAAAGAAUUCUGGAGACAUGUUUUCAAUUGUAGUUUAUCUGCUUCGUACAUAACGAGCCGGGUAUGGAAUGAUAACAUGACCGAUUCAAAGGAGUGCACUGGAAAUGAGACCCUUACUACAGACCAUAUCGACUUGAAAUAUUUUUUGGUGAAGCCAGUUUUGAAUGCAAUUGAAUCGUUGGCUUGCGCUCUUUGGAACUCUUUCAAUUGUCAAAAAACCAAUUGCCUUAGAAGGGCCUAUAUAUAUACGACACCUAUCCAGCGUGAACUUUUUAAUAACUUUAGAACGCCUAAUUGUUCGCUGAGUAAUGCUGUGAAAUUCAAUGACAAUGGUUAUUAUGAACGAAACCUUGUUAUUUUAAACUUUAAUGGAUCUCAAUACAACGAAGUAGGGUAUUGGAACUAUUCUCGUGAAUUGCGUUUAUUCGCGCUUGCAGUCAAAGAUAUUGCAUGGAAAAACGACACAAUCCCAAAAUCUUCCUGUUACCAAAGCUGCGACAAAGAUGAGAUUAAAGACCGAGGUUGCGAUAGUUCAGCUUGCUGUUACGUCUGCCGUAAGUGCAACCGUAAUUAUUUUAUAGAAAACAAUAUGUGUAUUAAAUGCCCAGACUAUCAUGUACCUACAGAUGACAGACGCAUGUGCAGAAUGCUUCCAAGACGUUUCAUGGAUAGUGAGAAUCUUUAUACCGCGGUUCUCCUGGCGGGUACUCUUGCUGGAAUCUUUCUCAACACAGCUAUUGUUGCUUUUGGAAUACGGAACAAAGAAAGCCGCGUCGUGAAAGCGGCCAGCAGAGAACUCAGUCUCAUCAUGGUCAUAUCUCUCUACCUAUGCUUUGCUUCCAGUUCUCUGUUCCUCUUGCAACCGACUAGGUUUGUUUGCGGAGCUCUCAGCUUGGCAACAAGCACCAGUUUAAAUGCAUUUUACGCACCGCUGCUGCUAAAAAUCGUGCGACUGUAUCGCAUAUUUUCACAGUCUAAGAAAUCUGUUAAGAAGCCAGCACUUGUCAGUCCUAAAUCCCAAGUGUUACUGUCUCUAUUGUUGGUGUCGGUUUUCCUUAUUUAUGACGUCAUUUUGCUGAUACUGAAGAAGCCAUCAGUGAAAUUUAAGAUGAACGCAGACACGAGUUAUGUAACUGUUGCCUGCCAAUUGAGACCAACAUUUGUUAUCUUAACUUUUCUUCCAAAUCUUAUAUUUAUGAUGGCCUGUACCUAUUACGGCUAUAAAAUUCGAAACUUUCCGUCGAAUUUCAAUGAGUCGUUCAGCAUCAGAAUUACACUGUACGUCAGCUGUUUUUUGUGGGCAAUUUUUGUUCCAUUGCUCUUUCUCUUCGAAUAUAAGCAAAGAAAUGCUUUCACAGUAACAUUUCUUGUAGCAUCUAUUUUUGUGUUGUUUGGUAUUGUUCAGUUGGUUGGAAUAUUCUUCCCAUUGGUAUGGAAAGUUAUCGUGCACAGGCAGUCAGCUAACCAGAUCACGCCAUCUUCUAGUCAGUUUAACACUGUUGUCAGGAGUGCAGUUGACACAAUCCACCAAGCCAUGAAAAACGAUAUUGUUCAAGACAAUCGUGUCUCCCAUCGAGACGUUGGCACUGAUCCAAUCGCAUUUGCAGACAUCAGCAUUGAAAACUGAUUUGUUUAGAUUUAAAUCAAUACCAUUUAUUUGAAAUUUGUAAUUUAUUUUCUUCAUGAAACGCCUUUAUCUAUUUGUUUUCAUUGUAUUUUUAUACACACAACUAACUAUUCAGCAUUGUGUGCACAAACUAAUUUAAUUACGCUGAAGAUGCUAGUUGCAAUGAUUAUCACGUUUAAAAAGUCAAGAUUGACAGAAGUGAUGAUCAAAUACUCUGAUAUAUCAAACUUUUGCAAGCAUAAAUCCUCUUUCCGUCAAUCCACAAAAGAACGAGCCCAACACAAAAGCACAAACGCUUGUUUUAUUUAUUGCAAAUAUGCAGAAAUUUCACUACUCCUUUUGGUAUCAUUUCAGUAUAAAAUUAGAGCUUCAUGAUAGAACACAGUGUAGGACUAAGUGUACACAAUAUCAAAGUAUACAUUAUAAUAGUGCAGAGUAUCGUAAUGUAAUAAAUACAGUAUCAUAAUAAACAGUAUCACAGUAUACAGUACCAUAGUGAACAAUAUCAUAAUGUAUACAGUAUCAAAAUGAACAUGGUAUAAUCAUUUGUAUGCGGUAUAAUCAUGCAGAGUAGGGUUGAAAUGAACAUAUCAUCAUAGUUUAUAGAAUGUCUUUCCUGGCAUUUUAAGUGUGAUUUUGGCUCAUUGUAUGUCAGUCCUCCUGUCGUGCAUCUUACCAAUCAGAUUGUCAACGGAAAACUUUGAAUGUUUAGCAUGCAACGUAACGGCGAUCAAUUUAAGCGCUAAAUAAAUCCAUCCAUCGAUUUACGUAUGGUUUCCAACCCGGUGCAGUCCUAUUUAACGUGUGGAGAACACCGAGCCAGAGAAAAGACGAUGUGCCUAUUGCGUUUCUUGAUUCUGACUGAACUAAACUUACAUAAAAAUUAACAAACUUAUAUACAGAAAUGAAUAUCUAAAAUUAACACGAAUCAUGCGAGAAAAACAAAAAAAAGAAGGCCAAGUCGAGAUGGUGGGUAGAUUGAAUAGCUUGACAAAGAUUAUGCGAACAUUAGGGAUUAUUGAAAGCGUGAAAUGAGGGUGACGUAGAGAAUGCCUGUGCAGCGAUGUGAGAAUGUGAUGGAAUGAAUGGGAAUGUUGGUACACGUCAACAUCGUUAAGCUAAAAUUUCGUCAUUACGAUCAUGUCAAAGAGACUUUGGAUCGCUUUGGAUAAGGUCAGGCGAAUUAUCGUGCGAUCUAAAGCCUGGGCCGAAGAUUUUUACCAGUAGUUUUAGUCUGCGUGCUGCGAGCUUAUAACAUCGUUUACACCGUGCCGGAUAAAUUUUAUCCGCAUCAAAAUUAGUUCAGAUAGGCGUCGCGUUUACACUAGACCCACGCUAUCCGAACAAAAUUAGUUCACCUAGGAAAGUGGAUUAAAUUAGUUCGGAUAGCUAUGUGGUACAGUGUAAAAGUUUUUAUCCGGAUAAAUUUUAUCCACAUCGUAUCUUGUUCGAAAGCGAUAGGCUAUUUCAUCCAAUUUAGUUUUCACUGUCUCCCAAUCAAGACCUUUCGCCAUCUUGGCUGCCUUGUUGUCGAUAAAUACUCGUGUUAAAAGUGCAGUAUCCUGCCAGUCCAUGUAAAAUUGGCAUCCUUGUCAGCUUUCCCUGCUUUCGUUGCUAGUUCAGUGUCAUUUUGUUUCAAGAACAAACUAUUGAAAGAAACUAGGCCUAAUUUAUAUUGACAAUAUCUUUGGACUUGGUCUAAAAGAGAAGCAGAUGAUUCUGAAGAAAGAAUGAAGUCUUUUUGCGUUUAUGGGAAUUGUUGUUAUUUUGUUGCCCAGAGAAGACUUCAUUUUGGGUGUUAUGUGCAUGAUUUAGGUCAUGUGACUGCAGUUAUCCGGCACAGUGUAAACGGGAGGGCAAUGUGGACAAAAUUUGUGCCGCACAGUGUAAACGCAAACUAAUGCGAACAAGUUUUAUGCGGAUAAAUUGUAUCCGCUACAGUGUAAAACGGGUCUCAAUGAGCUGUCCAUUUCGAUUCUAGGAUGUUUAAGUCUAUUUCUGCCUCCGAUAUCAAUGUUGAGGUACAGUUUCUGUAUCAUGUAACAACUUUCAUGUAUUGCAUACAUAACGAGAUUUGCUGUUUUGUAAUCAAAAUGCAGUCAGUUUUAAUUGUGGUUAUCUAUUUUAUCUAAAACAUAAGUUAGAUAUUUUUUGUGCUUUUUUUGAAUUCACGUUAUAACUGUUACUUCCAGACUAGCAGACGUGUAGACAGGCAGACAGACUCACUCGCUCAUUCACUCACUCAUUCACUCACUCACUCACUCACUGGCCGACUGACUGACAGACUCACUGAGUCACUCACUAACCCACUUAACCACUGACUGACCGUCUUACUCACUCACUCACUUGCUCACUCGCUCACUCACUGACUCACUGGCUGACUAACUGACAGACAGACUCACUGACUCACCCAUUAACCCACUUUCCCACUAACCCACUGACUGACCGUCUGACUCAC